AUGGGACGAUAUCGAAGAAAGAAGAUGCAUAAAGGGGACAAGCCAUUAAAGGAAAAAUAUCGCACAAAGCGGAGGACUCGAGAUCUGGAUCUCAUCCAUGAUGACAUGAAGGUGCCGAGUUCACUCCUCAAACAACAGGUGGAUCUGGAUAAACCAGGUGCUGCCCAGUUUUACUGCCUCCACUGCGCGAAGUACUUCAUCGACAACAAGGCUUUAACUGGUCAUUUUAGGACUAAACCCCACAAAAGAAGAUUGAAAGCUUUAGAGGUGGAGCCCUACAGCCAGGCCGAGGCCAACAGAGCUGCAGGCAUGGGUUCCUAUGUAGCCCCAAAACAAGUGUCCGUGAUACCUCAAGAGAAGAUGAUUGUGGCUGGGAAUGAGGACACAUCUAUGAAAUAA
Candidula unifasciata is the source of this 399-nucleotide messenger RNA. Lineage: Eukaryota; Metazoa; Mollusca; Gastropoda; Stylommatophora; Geomitridae. The record is from the annotation of a GenBank genome assembly.